CCUCGUUUCUUCCGGCAGUUGCUUUUCGUAGCGGCCGCGGCUUGCCGGGCGUCCGCGCGUGCGCAGCUGAGAAAUGGAACCCUAUUCCUGUGACACUUUUGUGGCAUUACCUCAAGCAACAGUUGGAAAUAGGGUUAUUUUUGGAAAAAAUUCAGACAGACUCUUUGAUGAAGUACAAGAAGUAAUUUACUUUCCAGCUGCAGUUCAUAAUGAUUUGACAAAACAUCUCAAGUGUACUUAUAUCGAAGUUGAUCAAGUUCCUGAAACAUAUGCUGUUGUCCUUAGUCGCCCAGCUUGGCUGUGGGGGGCAGAAAUGGGUGCCAACGAGCAUGGAGUCUGCAUUGGGAAUGAGGCUGUAUGGGGAAGAGAAGAUAUUUCUAAGGAGGAAGCACUUCUGGGCAUGGACCUUGUCAGGCUUGGCCUUGAAAGAGCUGACACAGCUGAGAAAGCUCUCAAUGUCAUUGUUGACUUACUAGAAAAAUACGGCCAAGGUGGAAACUGUGCAGAGGGAGAAGAAUUCAGCUAUCACAACAGUUUCCUGAUCGCUGAUAGGAAGGAAGCCUGGAUUCUGGAGACCUCAGGGAAGUACUGGGCAGCAGAAAAAGUCCAAGGAGUUCGUAAUAUUUCCAAUCAGCUUUCCAUAACAACCAAGAUUGACCGGGAACAUCCAGACAUGAGAAACUAUGCUAAGCAGAGGGGCUGGUGGGAUGGCAAAGAGGAGUUUGAUUUUACUGCGGCAUAUUCUUAUAUUGACACGGCUGCCAUGAUGACUUCACCAAGCAGAUUCUGUCAGGGCUACAAGCUUCUGGAUAGACACAAAGGAAACAUAACUUUUGAAACGAUGGUGGAAAUUCUUCGAGACAGACCCAGUGGCAUCAACAUGAAGGGAGAGUUCCUGACCACGGCAAGCAUGGUUUCUGUUUUACCUCAGGAUCCCAGCCUUCCUUGCAUUCACCUCUUUACGGGGACUCCGCACCCUGAGAGGUCUGUUUUUAAGCCUUUCAUAUUCGUACCACAUAUUUCACCACUGUUGGAUACGAAAUCACCAACAUUUGAACUUGAAAGGCCAGUGGCAAAGAGAUCAUAUGUCAAGCCUGACAGACGACACCUGCUCUACCAAAAACAUCAGCAGGCCUUGGACAUGAUAAGUAGCAAUAAGGAAAAAAGCAUGACAAUAUUGGACAACCUGAGGAAGCUGGAAAAAGAAGUGUUUGAAGAGAUAGAAUCAAUCCUCCAAAACAGACAUCUUGACAUGGAUAAAACUGUUAAUCUCUUUCCUCAAUAUGUAAAAGAUGAAAUUAAAAUUUAUCAGUCAAAUAUUAGUUCUUAAUGAUCAUUUAAGUGGUCAAAAAUCUUCCUCACUGCCCUGGUAAUGAUACAAAGCUACUUUAAGGAGAUCUGAUUAUUUCCUCGUAGUAUGAAGUGAUAUUUUGACUGAUAAAACCACAGUAAUUAGUAUUCGGUUGCAUAAAGCAUGAAACAACCAUGAUGCAUGGGCUAUGCUACCGUUAUGUGUUAUUAAGAAAGCUCAAGGCUUUUUCUUUUUUUCUUAAGCAGUGGAAAGUCUGUCAAGUGCGUUUUUUUGUACUUUAGGCAAAUAUUAACCAGCGUCAACAAGACAAAUGACUAGAUUUAUGCUGUUUGACACUGCCACACACUCUGCAGAAGCGCUUUCAUUAAACACAAAAGUGUCGAGAUUUGGCUGAGCAGCAAACUUACGACCCUAAUUGUUUAGCUUUUUCUUCUCCCUUAUCCCCUCAGAUACUAUUAGUCCCUCUGUUAUCUUCGUAGCUUUCCUUUUCCCAGAAUGCCAGGUAGUUGUAUCUUACAGUACGUCUUCUGGGAUUGGCUUCUUCAACACAAAGCCUUCACCGUGGCUCUCUAUGCCAUGAUAGCUCGUUUCUUCUUAACAUGAAUAGUGCUUUCAGUUGAGUGUGUCACCACUAAAGAGCCUCUUGGGUGCCUCCAAAUGUGAGUAAACAUCCGUGUGCAAGUGGCUGUGUAGCUCUAAGCGUUCAACCCAUGUUGGAUGGGACUGAGGUACUACAGAUCCUAUGGUGUGUGUGAGAAACCGCCAUGCUGUCUUCUGCACCCUGCUGCAGCACUGUCAUGUCCUGGCCAACUGUCAAUGUGUCAGGUUUUGGUCAUUCUGAGUGUGGCCUCUCACUUAUGUAGGUAACAGGGAUUGAAGCUACGCCUUGCACUUUGUUUUUCAGUUAGUCUGUAAUUCCAGCCGGCAUAUGAUGCUGAGUUUCUUUUCGUAGGCUUAUUUUCCAUUUGUAUACUUUGUUUGAUGAAGUGUCUUGGCCCAUUCUUUAAUCAGGUGCUUUUUAUUUAUUUACCUUACUAAAGAGUUGAAACUUUUUCUCUAAUUUAAAACUUUUAUUUUAUGUGUAUGAGUGCUUUGCCUCCAUGUAUGUCUAUGAAGCACAUGCCUGGUGCCCUCAGAGGGUGUGAGAUCCUCGUGAA
Molecule: messenger RNA, 2469 nt
Organism: Grammomys surdaster
Lineage: Eukaryota; Metazoa; Chordata; Mammalia; Rodentia; Muridae
Gene: Scrn3
Product: secernin 3
Exons: 8
Coding region: 74-1330 (418 amino acids)
Biological process (GO): proteolysis
Molecular function (GO): dipeptidase activity; cysteine-type exopeptidase activity
Source: RefSeq, a predicted model, not a curated record